GAGACUAUAAUGGGCAAGAAGCGCGUGGACCGAGGCCCGCCGUCGCGCAAGGAGCGCGGCCGCGGCAAAGGGGCGGGCGCCGCGCCUGCGCGCGGAGAGGAGGAGAGCGAGACGAACUUCCGGCGCCGCGCGUUCCCCGUGACGCUGCGCAUGUGGGACUUCCAGCAGUGCGACUCGAAGCGCUGCACGGGGCGCAAGCUCUGCCGCCUGGGCUACAUCAAGAGCAUGAAGCCGGGCGCGCACUUCCGCGGGCUCGUGCUGUCCCCCGCGGGCGAGAGCAUCGUGUCCCCGGCCGACAGGGGCAUCGUGGAGGGCACGGGCAUCUCGGUGAUCGACUGCAGCUGGGCCAAGGUGCAGGAGCUGCCCUACAAGCAGCUGCGCUCGGGCGUGCACCGCCUGCUGCCGUUCCUCGUGGCCGCCAACUCGGUCAACUACGGCCGGCCGCACAAGCUCUCGUGCGCCGAGGCCAUCGCCGCCACGCUCUACAUCGUGGGGCUCAAGGACGAGGCCGUGCAGCUCAUGGACGAGUUCUCGUGGGGCGCCGAGUUCCUCAAGAUCAACGCCGACUGCCUCGAGGCCUACGCGGCCUGCGAGGACAGCGCCCAAGUGGUGGCGGCCCAGGAGGCCUACUUGGCGGCCUGCCAGGCGGAGAACGAGCAGCGGCUGCAGCGCAUGAUGCUGCCCAGUCUGGAGAGCGACGAUGACGUCGACGAAGAAGAGAGCGAAGAGGAGGAGGAACCGGAGCUCGACCGCUUCGGGAACAUCAUCCCUCGCGAGAAGCCCGCGGCUGUGGUAGCUGAGGAAGAGGCUGCUGCUGAGGAGGAGGAGGAAGAGGAGGCGCCGACCAAGGAGCAGCAACUCUACAAGAGCAAGACGUACGCGUAUCAAAGCGAGCAGCCCGACUCGGACGAGGAGAUGGCCAGCUUGACCAAGAACUUGCACGUGGCAGCGGACUCGGUCAAGAAGACCCACGAGAUGCGCGAGGAGAUGCGGAAUGCCCGUGCUCUUGAUGGGGACAAGGAGACCUACGCCUUCUCUUCCAUGGAGGACGUGCACCAGCAGCAGGUGGCGACGGCCUAG
Molecule: messenger RNA, 1080 nt
Organism: Phytophthora sojae
Lineage: Eukaryota; Oomycota; Peronosporomycetes; Peronosporales; Peronosporaceae
Exons: 2
Coding region: 10-1080 (356 amino acids)
Biological process (GO): maturation of SSU-rRNA
Molecular function (GO): rRNA small subunit aminocarboxypropyltransferase activity
Source: RefSeq, a predicted model, not a curated record